Messenger RNA from Mesorhabditis spiculigera, 1839 nucleotides. The record is from the annotation of a GenBank genome assembly. Lineage: Eukaryota; Metazoa; Nematoda; Chromadorea; Rhabditida; Rhabditidae.
AUGACGUCUUACAUUAACGCGUCGUGCUGGGAGUCGCUGAUCGAGGGCCGGCCCAUCGCAACCGUCGGCUCAAAAACGCGGGUGAAGCGGAAAGGUGGUAGUGGCGGAGGCAGAGGUGGCGGAGGAGCACGAGGUGGAGGUGGACGUGGGUCGUCAAUAGGUCGUACAUCCGGUGGUGGAUUCGGUGGAUCGUCAUUCAAGGGGUUUGGUCGUUCAACGUCACGGACGUCGUCAUUGCUUCGAAGCGGAAGGGUUCGGACUGGCGGUCGGGGGACCAGUAGCUAUGGAAUCUACGGUUACUCGCCGUCUUCUGGAGGCUACUACUAUCGACAACCUACCGAAGCCAGCGAAAACCAAACCGCCAACAACUACUAUGUGCCAUCCACCUACUCCUACCAGCAAGGCUAUAUCAGCAUGGCCUACACCACCAGCUAUGGGCACGGCAAAAAUCCGGACCCGAAUUUUGUCCUGGAUAAGACGAAGAUCGAUAAACCGUUCUGGCUAGACGUUCGCUUUACGAAAAAAACACCCCAGGGAAAUAACGAGACUUUUAAAAUAUCGUUUGACUUCUGGAGCAAUACGGUCAAGCUUAAUACCUAUGAUGGCGCGUGGUUGAAGGAAGAUAAGGCCGAUUUUAUGCCGAUCGAUAAUUGGAGGGUAUUCGAUUUAACGAUCAAGCCUGUCGACGGUACUGACGCGGAGCGGUUUUGCCUGACGCUAGCUGACGAUUGGGAUAUCGUCAAUGCUACAUGUGUUGUCUGCGCAUAUUUUGGGGCAGAGCCAAAAAUCGUCUAUGAAACCUAUAGAGAUGGCAGACAACAAUUUUAUCACGAAGCUCCGAAUCCGAUCCCAGAUCCGGAAGAUGACGACCCAAAAAUUGACCUCCGCAUUCGUUUCCUACCCGACUUCGUCCAAAUCUUUGCGCAAAGGGGAGAAGUCGGGAUUUUUCCGAAACUCCCCGAAGUGCAUCAGGUGCGCCACGUUAAAUUAACGGGCGACGUCGCCAACCUGGCCCUGCUGCAGAUUGAGGGUGGAUACUAUGAGACGAAGCAGAAAAAAGGAUUCAACUACGGCGAACGGCUGGAUAUGACGUUGAAGCCGGCGGCACCUUACGACCCGGCCGUCUGGGGGGCAUUGCUCGAAGGACAGCCCAGGAAAAGCCUCCGCGUCAGCGAUGGGCGUGGAAUGGCAAAGUACAAGGGAUCUGGACGCUCCAAGAGUCGUGUUUCGUCGUUGGACGGGAGUUGGUUUGGCGGAAGGAUUGGGGCUGGACAUAGCGACUACGGAAUCUACAAGUAUUCGCCGACUUAUGGAGGAUACUACAAUGGCCGAACAUCUUAUAAGCCAUCCCCGUCAACCCCGCAUUUCUACACCCCGGCCUCCUAUUCCUACCUCCAUUGGGCUAACGAAACAAUCGUCCAUGUCCCCAGCUAUGGCCACGGGAAAAACGCGUAUCCCAAGCUUUUCUUCAGCGAGGCAAGGAUAUCCAAACCCGUUUCUAUGCAAAUAAUUUUCUACCAAGGCUACGAGUACAUAGAUGACCUGAAAACUUUUACGAUUACCUUCUGGUUCAGUGACAACACUGUUGUGCUGACCACGGGUAGUGGAUGGGGCAAAGAUCAGGCCAAUUUUUUGCCGAUUGAUGACUGGAGGCUAUUCGAUCUAACGAUAAAGCCCGUCGAUGGGCGCUGGAAAAUCUACAUUAACAACUUUGAAUUUGCCACCUAUGCGGAGAAUUCGUGGUUAAGGGACUCGGAUCGUUUCGAGAUCGUUGGCGAUGUGGAGGUUCUCGGUCUCAAAGCUGACGGUCGGUUACUACGCGAAGAUAUUCGACAAUCA